Molecule: messenger RNA, 1740 nt
Organism: Tupaia belangeri chinensis (Chinese tree shrew)
Lineage: Eukaryota; Metazoa; Chordata; Mammalia; Scandentia; Tupaiidae
Gene: SLC15A5
Product: solute carrier family 15 member 5
Exons: 9
Coding region: 1-1740 (579 amino acids)
Biological process (GO): transmembrane transport
Cellular component (GO): membrane
Molecular function (GO): transmembrane transporter activity
Source: RefSeq, a predicted model, not a curated record
AUGUCUGUUACAGGCUUCAUAAGAACGGAUGAGAAAGUACCCUUUAAUCACAGCAUUGAGGAGACAAAAACUAUAAGACAUACUGACUACUUCUUUUCAUCCUACUCUCUGAAAAAAAUCCAGGUUGGACUAUGCCUGCUUCUGGUGGAGCUAUGUGAGAGGUUCACUUUUUUUGAAGUCGUCUGCAACAUGAUUCCCUUUUGCACUGUCAAGCUUGGCUAUCACAAUUACCAGGCAGCCAUUUUGAACCUGUGUUUUAUUGGAACUUCAAUACUUACCCCUGUGUUGGCAGGAUGGCUUGCUGAUGUCUAUCUAGGAAGAAACAAACUGGUGUAUGUUUGCUUAUUUCUACACUUUCUAGGCACCGCUUUGUUAUCUGUGGUUGCUUUUCCCUUAGAAGAUUUCUAUCUAGGCACUUACCAUGUGAUGAACAACAUACCAAAAAAGGAGCAAGGCCAGCUGUUUUAUGUAGCACUGUUGACCAUCUGCCUUGGCACAGGGGGGAUAAGAGCCAUCAUUUGUCCACUGGGUGCUUACGGCCUUCAGGAGUAUGGAUUGAAGAAACAAAUGUCUUUUUUCAACUGGUUUUAUUGGCUCAUGAACCUAAAUGCAACUGUUGUCUUUCUGGGAAUAUCUUACAUCCAGUACUCAGGGGCCUGGGUCUUUGUUUUGCUGAUUCCUUUUAUGUCUACAUUUAUGGCUCUAAUGAUUCUUCAUAUGAUGCAUUAUAACCUGAUCUAUAAGCCAGAAAAAUGUUGUUCCCUCCUGACAACCAUUGAGGUGUGUGUUAAUGCACUGAAAAUGUUUUGCCAGCAAUGUUACCAUCUUGGUUGUGAUGUGACAAACUGGUUAGACCAUGCCAGGGGAAAAAAUGGUGGCUGCCACCGUGAGCUCCAUGUGGAAGACACAACAUUUUUCUUCUCCCUUCUCCCUCUCUUCAUGUUUCAGCUCCUGUACAGAAUGUGCAUUGUCCAGAUUUCAUCAGGAUAUUAUCUGCAAACCAUGAAUUCCAACCUGAACUUGGAUGGAUUUCUUCUGCCUAUUGCAGCAAUGAGUGCCAUCAGUAUUCUACCAAUAUUAAUUCUGACCCCUUUUAUGGAGUAUUUCAGCACCCGCCUAUUUUCCUCUAAGAGCGGUGGACCAUUUCUGUCAUCAUGCAUUAUUGCUGGAAACCUUUCUGCUGCAUUGUCUAUAAUGGUAGCUGGCUUGUUUGAAAUACGUAGAAAAUAUUUCCCUCCAGUGGAGCAGCCUAUUUCAGGCAAAGUUCUAACAGUUUCUUCUAUGCCAUGUGUCUACCUGGUUCUUCAGUACAUCCUAUUUGGAGUAGCUGAAACACUGGUAAACCCAGCUGUUUCUGUAAUAUCAUACAGAUCAGUCCCAAGCACCAUCAGAGGAGCCUCCAUGAGUUUUCUGACACUGUUCAAUGGACUUGGUUGUUUCACCGGGGCACUGCUGGUAGAGUUGGUUUAUCUCAUCUCAGAAGGCAAUUGGUUUCCAAACACAUUAAACAAAGGCAAUUUAGAAAGCUUCUUCUUCUUCCUGGCAUCGUUGGCAUUGUUGAAUGUCCUGGGAUUCUGGAGAGUUUCACAAAGAUAUUGUAAUCUAAAUCAUUUUAAUGUCCAGAACAUCAGUGGAAGUAAUCUUGAAGAAACACUUCCCCUCCAAGAAAAGUCUCUGAAAUUUUAUGGCAGUAUACAGGAAUUCUCUUCAAGUAUUGAUCUUUGGGAGACAGCCCUAUGA